Molecule: messenger RNA, 3051 nt
Organism: Serendipita indica DSM 11827
Lineage: Eukaryota; Fungi; Basidiomycota; Agaricomycetes; Sebacinales; Serendipitaceae
Source: the annotation of a GenBank genome assembly
AUGUCCUAUUCACCUACGACACCCACCGAGUUUGUCCCUCUUUCAUGCUUUUCCAACGCCCUGCUCACGGUUUAUCUCGCUACCCACUUUGUCCCUGCUGGUCCUUUGAUCGAUUGCCCGCUCGGCUCCGAAUCCCCCCUCCCUCGACUUUGGCUUUCCUGGGUGCUCGCCACUCUCGACGGCGUCAACACCCUUUAUAUCCCAUUUUCAAACUCUCCAAUGGCUCAUUCAGAGAUGGCUUCCAACGCUUCUGAUCCCAUUUCCCUCGACUAUCCUCUCGGCUUUGACCUAUCGUCUUCGACAGCUGCACCUGCAGUGAUGCCAGACGACCCCAUCGUGUCUUCCAAUCUUCCCACUCCUGAUAGUGAGUUGGGCCCCAGUAAUGCGACCACCACCCAGCAUACUGGUGGACGUGGCAACGUGUGUGGACCAGCUCAUUCUGCGAAUACGAAUACACCGUCGCCCGUCAUGCAGCACCACCACCAUCACAACAGCUCCAACCCAUCCUCGUCGCCUAACCAACUUUGUCACAGCCAGCACAUUGACCACCAGCACUCCUCUAUUCCCUCUGCUCCUGAAUGGAUGCGUCGCGCCUCGGGUAUGAAUGAACCAGCCCCGAGUAACCUCCUAGGCAGAACGGGCUUCACCUCGCAGCCAUCCAACGCCCCAGCGUCUACAUGGCCCGAGUGGCCUUCUUCAGGCCCGAAUGUUCAAGUCAUGGGUUCUCAAUGGGAAUCCCCGAGUGUGCUCACAGGCACAAACUCGGGACAAGGUACAGGUGCAGAUGGACAACAGGAGCAGUACAAAGAACAACAAGACUCGCAGCUCCACCAGCUGAUUGACUCGCUUAUGCAUGGUCAUCCCUACGCAGACACCAGUAAUCAUACACAAGCCCAAGCCCUUCAACGACAACAGCAUCAGCAGACAUCCUCCACGGGACCACACAGGUCUCACGUUCGGUCGCUCUCCCACUCGACUACACCCCCUACUCCGCCUUUGGCCGUCGACCUCUCGCCGUCGCUUCCAAACGACAACGACUCGACCACCAGUACGGACUUUUUCUCAGGAGUAGGUCCAUUUGGAUUCUCCCAACCGGCGUCUGGAUAUUAUCAUAACGACAGCCAUGGUGGCCGUGUUCACGUGCAGAUACCAAACCACGUCGGCCCUUAUGGUACAAGUAGACAAACGCCAUUUGCUACCGCGUCCGCAGACAUCCAAGCGCUACUCGAGCGUCAAAAGACACUCUCGCCACCGCUUUCGCUCAACUUACUUGGGACGACGACGACGAAUCGACCGUACGCCAGGAAACAUGUGCGUAACCCUCCGUACAGGCGCAAACUUUCUCAGGCGGGAUCUAUCUCGACGACCAGCCCUCCUUCUAGCCGCCAAACAUCCAUCUCGAGUACAGGUCGUCUUGCCGAGUCUACCACAGUAGAUGGGCUCGGUGGCACCCCGGCAUCUUUUACUGGGCAGUACGACGAGUAUACUUAUGCACCAUCGUCGUGGUCAUAUGAGAUGCACAUGCCCGCGCAGGCGUACCACGAUAUCGGGAGUAUGCCAUUGGGACCACGCGCUUCUGCUGCACGUGUAUCUGGAGUAUACCAGAGGUAUGAAUCUGCAAUUUCCGGGGGGAUCGCCCCCUCCUGGGCCUCGAGCCAACAGGCAGAUGCCCAAGUUUCGAGAUCGACCAUCACGCGCACGUCUCCACAGCCUCCACCGAGCAACAUUAACCGAGACACAAUCGCUCGUGCCUCUAACACUGCCAGUGUCACCGCCAAUGUCACCGCCACUCACCAUUCGACCUCGACAGCGGCCCGUGUCGUCGAGGGAGACAAAGUUGUCUCGCUCCCACCCUCCAUCGUCGAGCCCACGAUUCCUCUAGAGGUGCGCUUGGAAUCCUUGCCGCGCGAUAAGCGCGCCAUGUUUGAGCGUGCCUGUGGUCCGCGCUGGAGUGCGGCGCGAGAUGCCAAUGCCUCUACGCGUGCAGUGGACGACGUUACCACUACGGUGAACGCUCCCAUCGUAGAAGCGAUUUAUGCGCUCUUGAGCAGUGAGCAGUUGGCCAAGCAGAUGGAGAUCCCGGAUGACCUCGUCGAACCCCUGUUGGCCCGUGUGCCGCUUCCAAAGGCGGUCGCAAAGAGAGGCAGCCGUGGUGGCGCCGCUGGGUAUACUUGCCUAUGGGCUGGAUGCAACAAGCAACUCAUUAAGCGCCUUGACCACGCAAAGAAUCACAUCCGUGAGCACUGCAAGUCCAAGCCAUUUGCAUGUGGUGGCCCUACCACUCAAGGAGCCGUCAUGGGUGGACGCGGAUGUGGCCAAAAGUUUUUGAGAAUCGAUGACCUCAAACGGCAUCAGAAGAGCCACUGCAGCGUGUUGAAAAGCGGUCCCACCCGCCGCCCUCGAGCUGUUCGUGGGGUCUACCACGACGAAGACGACGAAGAGCACGACUCUGAUGACUCGCCGCUCAAGGGGGAUGACGAUGAUGAAUAUCGUCCGACUGAGCCCCGUCUCUAUCCACUCCCUACGCACGCAGAUCCAGACGCGUCCUCUCCUGCUGCGACCAGUGAUCAAGCGCCUAUGGCAAAGGCGACGACUACAAGGGAGAUGGUUCAUCGCGUGCGUGGAGAGAAACAGCGCGCAGCGGCAAAGCAGGCCCUCGCUGCAGUCUCUGCAGCGGCAGCUUACCUUGUAGACGAAGGCUCGAGCGACGCUGGUGGUUCAUCUCCUGAUACGAUGACCAGCGGAACGAGAGCCAGCCCCGUCGACCUGGGGCGGCUGCAGACGAGUCAUGUGCGCGGUGGUGCGGCGAGCACGUUGCCAAACGCAUUGCCUUCGUCCUCGGCUGCUAUGCUUGCUGCCAACUCGAGGUUCCUUUCCCCAACAUACCCGACAACGCAAGUGGCAACGGCACGAGAUGUCCACGACAGCAUCAAAUUGGAUGAUCUCGUGGAGAUGGAUGGUGCAGAUUUGGAUGUAUUUGGAUUGGAACAUCAGAAGACAGUGACUCAAAUGAUUGGUACCGAAAAACUCCCCACUCGACCUGCGCUUUGA